CUUAUCCAAAACUAAGUUGCAGCAACCAACCGCACUACCACAGUUGCAGCAUCUCAUAUUCUUCUUCUUCUCAACGGCCGUUAGAAUGUCAUUUUCAGUGUUAAGUUGUUACGGUGUCAGCGGUGCUAUCUCUCUUUCUCCUUCCAACAAUUUCUGUCUUCCAAUUCCCAAUUUCAAUUGUCCCCGAUUUUACUCUCAACCUCAUUCCAAUUCCCAAUUACGUCACAAUCUUGUCAACCCUACACCAUCAUCCGUCUUCGAACUCGGUAAGAUGUUAACUUCCCUUGUUAGAAACAAGCAGUUUCACACUGCUAUUUCACUCUCUCAUCAAAUGGAGCUCAAUGGAAUUCAACCUAACUUUGUUACUUUGAACAUCUUACUCAAUUGUUUCUGCCACCUUAGUCAACUUAAUUUUGCAUUUUCUGUAUUGGCUAAGAUUAUUAAACUAGGUUAUCAGCCUAAUACAGUAACAAUGACUACACUUAUGAAAGGCAUGUGUCUUAGUGGUCAGGUUAAUAAAGCAUUGGAUUUUCAUGACGAUGUUAUAUCAAAGGGAUUUCAGCUUAAUCAACUUAGUUAUGGAAUCUUGAUUGAUGGCUUAUGUAAAAAAGGAGAAACAACAGCUGCCCUGCAGUUGCUUAGAAGGAUUGAAGAGUUAAUGGUUAAACCAAACGUGGUAAUGUACAGUAUAGUCAUUAAUAGUCUUUGCAAGGAUAAACUUGUGAGUGAUGCUUUUCAUUUAUAUUCUGAAAUGAUUGUCAACAAUAUUUAUCCUAAUGUUGUCACUUACAAUACUUUAAUAUAUGGCCUUUGUAUUGUCGGUCAAUUCAAAGAAGCUGUUAGUUUGUUAAAUGAAAUGUUGUUGAAAAACAUCAGCCCGGGUGUUCAUCCUUUUAAUCAAUUGAUUGAUGGUUUAUCUAAGGAAGGAGAGUUGAGAAAAGCUAAAAAUGUCUUAGCUGUUAUGAUAAAACAAGGUGUGAAACCAGAUGUUGUUACUUAUACUUCUUUAAUAGAUGGGUAUUUCUUGGUUAAUGAAGUGAAGGAGGCCAAAUAUGUAUUCAACACUAUUGCUAAAACGGAAGUGAAACCAGAUGUUUGUACCUACACAGUCAUGAUUAAUGGAUUAUGCAAGAAUAAAAUGGUGGAUGAAGCCAUGGAUCUCUUCAAAGAAAUGUAUUUAAAAAACAUCUCUCCUGAUACUAUAACAUACAGUUCGCUUAUUGAUGGGCUUUGCAAAUCGGGGAGAAUCUCUGAUGUGUGGUAUCUUCUUGAUGAGAUGCAUGAUAGAGGCCAUCCUGCUAAUGUGAUCACUUACACUUCUAUAUUGGAUGCAUUAUGCAAAAACCAUCAGUUUGACAAGGCAAUUGAAUUAUUGGCGAAGAUCAAAGACCAACAAAUUCAGCUAAAUAUGCAUACAUACACUAUACUUGUCGAUGGACUAUGCAAAAAUGGAAGACUUAAGGAUGCACUAGUGGUUUAUCAGGAUCUUUUGAUUAAAAGCUACCAUUUAAAUGUGACGAUGUAUACUGCUAUGAUUAACGGGCUUUGUAAAGAGGGCUUGAUUGAUGAUGCAUUGUCCUUAAUGUCAAAAAUGGAAGAUAAUGGUUGCACCCCUGACGGCACAACUUACACAACUCUUAUUGAUGCUUUGUCCAAAAAUGGAAAGAAUGAGAAGGCGAUGAAACUUUAUCGUGAAAUGAUUGCUAGAGGUCUUUUAUAAGAGUCUAACUAGAGAAAACGUUGUCAUUAUGGAAGAAGAAAUAUCGGCGUCACCAUCAGGACUAUUACCAUUCAGAGGAAGAAUUUGACAAUAUAGUUGAUGACCUGUGAGGAUAUUUUUCAGAGGAAGAAUUUGACAAUAUAGAAACAAAUUGCAGCUCAUAUGAAACCAGAAGAACCAGAAGCACGAAGAGUAACAACGACACGAGGAGAAACGACGACUCAACAGAAGAAACAAACAAAAAACAUCAAAACGGAAGAGUUGGAAGAAACAUCUAGAAAAGAGAAACAAUCUGGAAAAUGAAACGAGAGAUGAAGAAAAGAUUUCUACUGCGUACGAUUUUUGGUGAGAAUGAAACGACAGAGUUUGAAAACGAUUUUGCUGCCUUCAAUUUCCAGUUACCCUUUUGUCGAGGGGAGUGGAGCUCAUGGUGUUGCGCUUGUGGAUGAACUUAGGGCUGCAAUUUGUGAGAAUAUUAAUCUGUAUAUGGAUAAGUAUGAGGAGGAGUUUAAGGAAUACGUGACAGGUUUUGCACAUGCUGUGUGGACUUUGUUGCAGAUUGUGUUGCAGUCAACUAGUCGCGAUCAACUUGCCAUCACAGCUAUCAAGUUUUUGACCACGGUUAGCACUGGUCCUCACCAUACUUUGUUUGCUGCUGAUGGGAUUAUACCGCAGAUUUGCCAAGGCAUUGUGAUCCCGGUUGUGAUGUUGAGGGAAGAUGACGAGGAGCAGUUUGUGAUGAAUUAUAUUGAGUAUAUUAGGAGGGAUAUGGAAGGGAGUGAUCUUGAUACAAGGAGGAGGAUUGCAUGUGAGCUUCUUAAGGGGAUUACCAAGUAUUACGGAGAUGUUGUAAGACACAUUGUUUCAACGCAAAUACAGAGUUUGUUAAGUUCCUAUGCUGCAAACCCGGCAGUGAAUUGGAAGCACAAGGAUUGUGCUAUAUACUUGGUAGUCUCUCUUUCAAACAAGAAGGCUGGAACCAGUAAUGUCUCCACAAUCUUAUUGAUGUUCAAUGCUUUUUUCAAUCUGUGAUUGUCCCUGAGCUGCAAAGUUUGGAUGUGAAUGGGUAUCCAAUGCUUAAGGCCGGUGCACUAAAAUUCUUUACUAUGUUCCGGUCUCAAAUAUCAAAACAUGUAGCAUUGCAGUAUUUACCAGAUUUUGUUCAUUUCCUUACUGCGGAGUCAAAUCUUGUUCAUUCUUAUGCUGCAAGCUGUAUCGAGAAACUCUUAAAGGAUGAGGGAGGUAGGGCACGCUAUUGUUCGGCAGAUAUUGCUCCAAUUUUCCCAAUGUUGAUGAACAAUCUUUUUAGUGCCUUGGAGCUCUCAGAGUCUGAAGAAAAUCAAUAUGUAAUGAAAUGUAUAAUGACGGUUCUUGGUGUUGCAGAUAUACAACGUCAUGAUGCUCUAGUUUGCAUUGAGGGAUUGGGGUCACUUCUUUAUGAAGUUUGUAAAAAUCCAAAAAAUCCAUUCUUCAAUCAAUAUCUCUUCGAGUCAGUAGCUAUUCUUGUGAAGCGUGCCUCGGAAAGGGACCCAUCUCUUGUGUCUGUUUUUGAAACAAGCCUUUUUCCUAAGUUUGAUAUAAUAUUUUCCAAUGAUGUGGCCGAGUUUUUACCAUACACAUUUCAGUUGCUUGCCUCUGCUUGUCGAGUUAAACAGACCACCCAUCCCACCAACCUACAUGCAGAUAUUUGAGAGUAUGUUGUCACCUGAUUCUUGGAAAACCGCUUCAAAUGUCCCUGCCCUCGUGCGUCUACUGCAAGCCUUCCUUGAAAAGGCACCAAACGAGAUAAGCCAAGGGGAUAGACUGAACAAAGUACUUGGUAUAUUCGACACACUCAUACAAUCAUCAAGCACUUCUGAACAAGGAUUUUAUGUGCUUAACACUGUCAUUGAAAGUCUUCAGUAUGAAUUUAUUAAGCCUCAUAUUUCUUGCAUUUGGAACGCUAUUUUUAGAGAGAUCCAGAAAAGGCAGACAGUAAAGCUCCUCAAGUCUCUCUUGAUAUUUAUCUCACUCUUUCUAAUUAAACACGGUUCUUCAAAUGUAGUCGAUACUAUCAACGCCGUCCAGCCUGAUUUAUUUAGUGUGAUUUUGACCCAGCUCUGGAUUCCUAAUCUUAAACUGAUUACCGGAGAUAUAGAGCUCAAAUUGACUGCAGUUGCUUCAACCAGACUCAUUUGUGAAUCUCCAGUUCUUUUGGAUUCUGUGUCCUGGGGUAAAUUGUGACACUUCUUACCCAGCAAGAACAAGAUAGGGUUGAGGACCAAGCUGACAUACCAGAUAUUCCAGAAAAUGUGGGUUACACUGCCACCUUUGUCCGACUUCAGAAUGCUGGAAAGAACAAAGAAGACCCACUAAAAGAAAUAAGAUAUCCCCAAGAAUUCUUUAUUGCUUCAUUGUCCCGACUUUGUGCACAUUCCCCUGGAAGGUAUCCAAAGAUUAUCGGUGAAAAUGUCGAUCCUAUGAAUCAGGCAGCAUUGCUUUAACUCUGCAACACUUACAACCUCUCAUUAGUUUGAGACUUUGUGCUGGAAUCUGAUUGGGCACUACUACCUGGAUCCUCAGCCUGUUGCAACAUUUGAUUGGUCUGUUAUCCUCAGCCUACCGCCAAUGGUGCUUCUUGCCUUUCUUGCACCGACACUUUGAAUCGAAUGCAUGUCCAGUGUCCAACACAUAUCAUUGUCCGACUCCGACACACACCAACACAUGUGAAAUUACAUUCAAUAAUAUGAUUUUCUCAACGACACGUAUCAUUGUCCGACACCAACACCGAGUCACUGACACGACUCCGAUGUAUCACUGUCUGGUACCGCCACCGACGUAUCAGUAUCAUAUCAUUGUCCGACACCAACACCGAGUCACCGACACGACUCCAACAUAUCAUUGUCUGACACCGCCACCGACACCGCCAUAUCAGUAUCAUGUCCAGGGUCUGCAUCAAUACUUCAUAGCUUCUUGCAUUGCAAUUGCAGCAAAGUGAUUUUAACAACUAUUAUCAAUUUAUCAUCAUCCAGUUUUGUCAGUGUCGUGGUGCGGUGAUGAACUUAGGUUUCCUGUCAUUUCCAUUUUGAUUUCUGUAGGCAUAUUUGUUUGAAAUUUAAAUUGCCAUUUGUUCUAUUGGCAUUUUAGUGUGAACUUUUCAUGUUCCUAUUUCAAUUUCCUGUAAUUUUGUGAGCAAGUGGUAGUGAACACAGCUGCUGCAGUCAAUUUAGUGCACACUUGCAUAUUGAAGUAAAUGACAGAAGGGUUAUUAAUAACGAUUCCAUGUUUGAUUUUUAUUA
Molecule: messenger RNA, 4998 nt
Organism: Trifolium pratense (red clover)
Lineage: Eukaryota; Viridiplantae; Streptophyta; Magnoliopsida; Fabales; Fabaceae
Product: putative pentatricopeptide repeat-containing protein At1g12700, mitochondrial
Exons: 4
Coding region: 86-1720 (544 amino acids)
Molecular function (GO): protein binding
Source: RefSeq, a predicted model, not a curated record